AUGGUUCACGCUGUUCCCACCACCGACGGUCGGAUCCUUGAUCCACGAUUCAGUGGAAUUGACGAUGUGUUCAGGGAAAACUUCUCCAUGGGCCUCGAAUCCGCGGGUGCAUGUUUCGCCGUAUUCCAUAAUGGGCGAUUGGUUGUUGAUCUGUGGGGAGGUGCUCAGAAUCGAGAAACUGGUCAGCCAUGGAAGGAGAACACGAUGUCAAUUAUGUUUUCAACAACCAAAAGUGUUGCCUCCACGAUUCUGGCAAUGGUGAUGGAUCGCGAAGGAGUGCCGUAUACAAAGAAAGUCGUCGAAUUUUGGCCAGAAUUUGCGAAAAAUGGCAAGCAGGAUGUUACCAUCGUGGAUAUUGUACAUCACCAGGCUGGUCUACCAUAUUCCGAUCAAACUAUCACUAGAGAAGACGUAGCUGAUUGGAGGCGGAUGAGUACAUACUUCGAGGAUGCCACUCCUAUCUGGGUACCAGGAUCUCAAGCGGGCUACCAUGCUUUGACGUUCGGGUUUUUGGUUGAUCAAAUCGUCCGGCGGCUUGACCCUUGUCAUCGUGGCUUGACUGAUUUUCUGAAGGAGAUUACGCUGGAUAACGGGAUCACGGAUCUAUCAAUCGGCUUGCAACAUACUGAUGACAACGACCGCGUAGCUGUACUACAAUAUCCGGGUGACCUGCAAAUUGAAUCCGAAGGACGACGAAAUCCUGAGUCGUUGCGAAGGUGGAAUGCUGGUGAUAAUGAUCACCAUAAACGACUCUAUGAGACAUGGCCCUGGAUUACUACUGAUGAUGUGAAUGUUUUGAGCGUGUCUAGAUUCUUUUUGAAUCAAUUUAAAGAUGCAAUACAUAGUGAUCUGACUUUACUGAAGACAUCUAGUAGUAAGGAGUUUAGCCGUGGGGGAAAUAUACGGCAUUAA
Molecule: messenger RNA, 912 nt
Organism: Haemonchus placei
Lineage: Eukaryota; Metazoa; Nematoda; Chromadorea; Rhabditida; Trichostrongylidae
Source: the annotation of a GenBank genome assembly